This is a messenger RNA of Owenia fusiformis, 2590 nucleotides long. The record is from the annotation of a GenBank genome assembly. NCBI's taxonomy places the organism in Eukaryota, Metazoa, Annelida, Polychaeta, Sabellida, Oweniidae.
CAAGAUCAUGUGAUAAACCAAAAUGGCGCGGACGGCAAAAAUAAUUACAGUGAUUUUGUUAGUAUUUGGCUCUGUCUUUAGUAAGUUUCCAUUUGAAGAUAUAACCCUUUCAUGGGAUGAACGUGUAAAUGACAUUUUGGAUCGUUUGACGUUGCAAGAAAUGCAAGAUCAGAUGGCGUAUGGAGGCUCGACGCCCGCACCUGCACCCGGAAUUUCUCGUCUCGGCAUCAAGCCGUAUCAGUGGGAUACAGAAUGUAUACGAGGUGACGUUGAUCUGAAUGGUACAUCGUUCCCACAAUCCAUAGGUCUGGCGGCUUCAUUUAACCCAAAAUUGCUGUAUGAAGUAGCAAAGACCACAGCUCAAGAAGUGCGUGCUUUCAACAACUAUUUUGAAUCCCAAGGAGACUAUGGGAUGCAUAAAGGUCUUAGUUGCUUCAGCCCUGUUCUUAAUAUACACAGACAUCCUCUUUGGGGACGCAAUCAGGAGACCUACGGAGAAGAUCCAUAUAUGAGUGGCGUCUACUCUCAACAUUUUAUCUGGGGUUUACAAGGUGAUCACCCAAGAUAUGUAAGGGCUAGUGGUGGCUGUAAACACUUUGAUGUACAUGGAGGGCCAGAGAAUAUACCUUCUUCAAGAUUUGACUUUGAUGCUAAGGUGUCUACUAAAGAUUGGAAGGCAACAUUUCAGCCUGCAUUUAAAGCAUGUGUUAAGGCAGGCACAUACAGUCUAAUGUGUAGCUACAACAGUAUAAAUGGUAUCCCUUCAUGUGCCAAUAAGGAGCUACUUACUGACAUCCUUCGUUAUGAAUGGGGCUUCACUGGCUAUGUUGUCAGUGAUGAUGGAGCAAUAGAAAAUAUUAUUACUCACCACCACUACCUAAAUGACUCUGUUCAAACUGCAGCAGCAUGUAUACACGCUGGUACAAAUCUUAAUCUCCCUAUGGGACCCAAUGUAUACCUCCACAUAGUAGAGAGUGUUGAACAGGGUCUAGUUACUGAGGAAACUGUGAAAGAGCGUGUAAAGCCUUUGUUCUACACUCGUAUGAAGCUCGGAGAGUUUGAUCCACCGUCACUCAACCCAUAUAAAUCGAUAGACAGGUCUAUUAUCCAGAGCCCUGCCCAUCAAGCCCUGUCAUUAAGAGCUGCAAUGGAAUCGUUUGUACUUUUAAAGAAUGAAGCUAACAUGUUACCUUUGAAAGGUUCUGUAAAAUAUGGGGCUAUUCUUGGUCCAUUUGCGGACAAUCCCGAUCAGAUGUUUGGAGACUAUACUGCCAAACCAGAUGCCAAGUAUAUCACAACCCCCAUGUCUAGUCUUACUGAUGUUAUAGCAGACAAGACAUAUUACAAACAGCUAUGUGAUAACAGUGAUCCUCAUUGUUCUACUUACACACAAGCAGCUCUACAAGACCUGGUACAGUAUGCUGACAUUGUUGUGCUAUGUCUAGGAACAGGACAAGCUGUUGAGGCUGAGGGGAAUGACAGGCCUGACAUGGAAUUACCUGGCAAACAAAAACAAAUGUUAGAUGAUGCCAUCAUGUACACCAAGGGAAAGAUCAUCUUGCUGUUGUUUAGUGCAGCCCCUCUGGACGUUGCACCAGCUAUAGCUUCUGACAAGGUAUCUGCAAUCAUCCAUUGUUUCUUCCCCAGUCAGACUACAGGAGAAGCUAUCAGAAGGGUUCUCUUCAAUGAUGGCCCUGGAAGUAACCCAGCUGGCAGGUUGCCUUUCACUUGGUACUCAUCUCUUGAAUAUGUGUUACCGAUCACAAACUACACUAUGGUGAAUCGAACCUACCGUUACAUCCAGGGUGAUCCUACACUGCCCUAUGGCUAUGGUCUUUCAUAUUCAUCAUUCAACUACACUUCACUGACCAUCACUCCAGCUGUUGUUAAGGCAGGCAACAAUGUCACUGUAGUUGUAGGUGUGAGGAACAUAGGAAAGAUUGAUGGUGAUGAGGUAAUACAGCUGUACAUAUCAUGGGUUGGUGUCCAGGAAGUCAUGCCUAAAUAUCAACUUGCUGGUUUUGACCGUGUUUUCUUGGAAGCCACGCAAGAAAACUGGUACAAGUUCACAAUCACAGCUGAGCAGAUGGCUGUCAUAGAUGAUGCUGGCAGACAGACUGUUGUACCAUGUACCAUAAAUGUGUAUGCGGGAGGACAGCAACCCAACCAGAAGGCAUCAGUUGGAUCCAAUGUACUACAAGGAAACUUCACAAUACAGGCAUAGGGCAAUACUCAACACUUCUAAAACCAUUCCAUUAUCACAUUCAAUCACAUAUGUAAACAAAAAUAGAUCAUUUAUAGAUAGGACUUACAAAGAUUGGUCUAGCAAUACCACCAUGUAUUACAAAUCACACAAGCACUAUUGAUUCAAUUGAUGAAUUAGACAGGAUGUAAUAUGCAAUAAAAGUGCCAAAUUUAAUGAUUUAAAUAAUGAGUGAAGGAUGAAUAAAUUGUAUUAAAAGUACAUUAAUAAAUGCUCAAUAUUUGGAGACUGUGUGCAUUAUGUACAUUCAGUUUUUAUUUACCUAAUGUACACUAUCUCCAAUUUUAAUUUAUAAAAAGAUAUAAGAUAAUCAAAUAAUACAUAAAU